Molecule: messenger RNA, 602 nt
Organism: Amoebophrya sp. A120
Lineage: Eukaryota; Dinophyceae; Syndiniales; Amoebophryaceae
Source: the annotation of a GenBank genome assembly
GGAAGAGGACCAGGAGCUGCUAGCCACGCGGGGGCGGAGGCGGAAGAAGAAGGACGACACGACCGGCAGUCCAGGCCCGCGAGACAGCUCCGCGGGCGAGCAGGUGGGAAACAAAAACAAGUCGCUCGAUAAUCUCCAAUCGGGAAAAAUGUUGCGGCGGCAGAACGCCGGUGUGUUCGUCUCGAAAAGGUUGCAGGCGUUGUUCGCAAACGACGCGGGGGACGAGAAAGAAGCGCAGCGCUCGUCUGUGCAGAACGAUCUGCUGCAAAACAUGCGCAUCGAUUCCGAGUAUUACAAAAAGCACACAAGGAAGCAGCACACCACUCUCGGAGGCUUCCGCGGCGCGAAAAUGCACUCGACCCUUUGUGACUCCAUGGGGUUUAUGAAGCAGAACUACGACGCCAGGAACAUCUUCAAGGAAAAGGAGCAGUACCUGGCUGAUGAAGACGGGGAAAACCCCCCGAAGCGCGCCAUCAUGGAGCCGCUACUGGCUAUGCGGGAGCGGAACAUCACGCAUCGGCCGCUGACGGCGGCGUUCGUGCGGACCCGGGCGCGGAGCGACUUCGGGUACGGCAUCCGGCCGGUGAUCGGCAUGCGCGGCC